Molecule: messenger RNA, 1128 nt
Organism: Varanus komodoensis (Komodo dragon)
Lineage: Eukaryota; Metazoa; Chordata; Lepidosauria; Squamata; Varanidae
Gene: CFAP20
Product: cilia and flagella associated protein 20
Exons: 6
Coding region: 148-729 (193 amino acids)
Biological process (GO): cilium assembly; regulation of cilium beat frequency involved in ciliary motility; positive regulation of cell motility
Cellular component (GO): ciliary basal body; motile cilium
Source: RefSeq, a predicted model, not a curated record
UCCUUCCGCCACGGCGACGCCGAGGGACGCGCUUGGCCGCGGCGGCAGAGCUGAGGAGGCUGAGGUGGCCGCUCCCGCCAGACAGACCGGCCCUCUCGCCCGGCGGAGCCAGUCCGGCCGGCCCGCUGCCGGCCCGGGCCCGGCGGGAUGUUCAAGAACACGUUCCAGAGCGGCUUCCUGUCCGUCCUCUACAGCAUCGGGAGCAAGCCGCUGCAGAUCUGGGACAAGAAGGUGCGGAAUGGCCACAUCAAAAGAAUCACAGAUAACGAUAUUCAGUCACUGGUGCUGGAAAUUGAAGGAACCAAUGUCAGUACCACGUAUAUCACAUGCCCUGCUGACCCAAAGAAGACACUGGGAAUCAAGCUGCCUUUCCUGGUGAUGAUUAUCAAGAAUCUGAAGAAAUACUUUACCUUUGAAGUGCAGGUGCUGGAUGAUAAAAACGUGCGCCGGCGGUUCCGUGCCAGUAACUACCAGAGCACCACCCGGGUCAAGCCCUUCAUCUGCACCAUGCCGAUGCGCCUGGACGAUGGCUGGAACCAGAUCCAGUUCAACCUGUCUGACUUCACUCGGCGUGCCUACGGCACCAAUUACAUUGAGACCCUGAGGGUUCAGAUCCAUGCCAACUGUCGCAUCCGCAGAAUUUACUUCUCUGACAGACUUUACUCUGAGGAUGAACUUCCUGCCGAGUUCAAGCUUUACAUCCCCGUUCAGAACAAGGCCAAGCAAUGACAUCCCAUUGGGAGGCCUUCCGAGAGGUGCACUGUGAAGACGGGUGGAAGAGGUUUUUUUUUUAAUUAAACACAAAUAUAGAUGUUGAUUUACAUAGGAUGAUAUUAUUUAAUAAAGCUCGGUAUCUGUAACGCUGGGACUAGACACAACUGACCAUGUCGUUGCUCUGGGUGAGCGGCGGCUCCAGCAGGCCACUGCUGGUCAGCCCCAGGUGGCCCUCGAGAUGCCAAGCCUGAUCUGGAGUGCAGGUCGAAGGUUUUGCCGGAGUGUUCAGAGGUCCUGGGCCCUCACCGAUGCCGCUGGUUUUCCUUCUCGCUCUCCCUAUCUUGUUUUGAUGUAAACUCAGACAACUCUGACCCCUUUCUCAAAGCUGCUAUUAAAUAUUUGAUUAUCUUUGUA